AUGGACACAGUCACUGGUUUUGUCUGUAAGAGGUCUGACCAGGACGACUCAGAGUGUGAGGACUAUAAGGUGCGCUUCCUGUGCCCUGAGGAGUUCUGCCAGCCCCAAGACGAUUCGGACUCGGGUGACGGCGCCCCUAGUGGACACAUGUGUAAAAACAUCAGGAUGUGCGUUCCCAUCGAGAGCGAGUGUAACUGGCAAGGUAUCAGCAUCGAACUUGAACCCUAA
This is a messenger RNA of Knipowitschia caucasica, 228 nucleotides long. The record is from the annotation of a GenBank genome assembly. NCBI's taxonomy places the organism in Eukaryota, Metazoa, Chordata, Actinopteri, Gobiiformes, Gobiidae.